AUGACUGAGGGCGUCAUGUUCUUGCAUGGCCAGCGGCCACCGUUUGUGCAUCGGGAUUUGAAGAGUGCGAACGUGGUGCUGGACUUGGAACUCAAUGCCAAGCUUUGCGAUCUGGGCAUCACAGAGUGCAUGGAGCGCACCCACAUCAGCCGCAAGGACGCGGAAGCUGGCUCACCAAGGUACAUGUCCCCCGAGCUGUUCUGCCGCUCGGGGAAGCUGACGGAGAAGAUGGACAUUUGGGCCUUGGGCUGCCUGGCCAUGGAGGUCAUCACCGGCCGUGUGCCGCAUGAGGAGUGCAUGAAUGUGCAACAGGUGGCCACCAAGCUCCUGGUGAAGAUGGAAGGGCCCUUCAUGGGCGACUGGGCCGCUGCCUUGCAAAAGGAGGUGGCGGGUCUCCUACAGAACUGCUGGACUUGGAACCCCAUGGACCGGCCGACUGCUGCGAAGAUCUAUGAGGUCGUGUCCUCCAUCUCAAAGCUGACAGUGUGA
Molecule: messenger RNA, 489 nt
Organism: Durusdinium trenchii
Lineage: Eukaryota; Dinophyceae; Suessiales; Symbiodiniaceae
Source: the annotation of a GenBank genome assembly